This is a messenger RNA of Pogona vitticeps (central bearded dragon), 2673 nucleotides long. It is a transcript of the gene CHAC2, whose product is annotated as ChaC glutathione specific gamma-glutamylcyclotransferase 2. Gene Ontology annotation, molecular function: glutathione specific gamma-glutamylcyclotransferase activity. The record is from RefSeq and is a predicted model, not a curated record. Gene Ontology annotation, biological process: glutathione catabolic process. NCBI's taxonomy places the organism in Eukaryota, Metazoa, Chordata, Lepidosauria, Squamata, Agamidae. Gene Ontology annotation, cellular component: cytoplasm.
CCCAAUAAUAAAAGCCUCCUUCCAAGCCCAACCUCCCCUUCUCGCCCGGCACCGCAAGGCACGCUGGGAGUGGUAGUUCGCCCUCGUGAUUGGGCGAGGCGCCCGGCACGACCCGCCCGUUUCUCCUCGGGGGGGAGGAGGAAGAGGAGGAGGGCGCGCCGACGUGGAAGCAGGAGCCCCGUGGGGAGAGGCUCCGGCCGCCCUCCCCCCCCCGGCCUCUGCCCCCGCGUUCGCCGGGCACUACAAGCCCCAGCGUGCCUUGCGGGGCGCCGGCCGCAGACGCAUGGAGAACUCCAGCACCAGCAGCACCACCACCGGCAGCGGCACCAGCGGCGGCAGCCGCCGCCGCCCCCGGGGGGAGGGCGCUCCCUGCCUCCUCCCUACUCCCGGGAGAACCGAGCAGAGCGUGCCGGGCGCGAGAACCAUGUGGGUGUUCGGCUACGGCUCCCUCAUCUGGAAAGUGGAUUUCCCUUACGAGGACAAGAUGGUCGGCUACAUCACGGGCUACAGCCGGAGGUUCUGGCAAGGCAGCACCGAUCACCGCGGCGUGCCGGGCAAGCCUGGAAGAGUUGUGACACUUAUUGAAGAUCCGGAGGGCUGUGUAUGGGGUGUUGCAUACAAACUGCCAAUAGGACAAGAAGGUGAAGUAAAAGCAUACCUUGAUUUUCGAGAGAAAGGUGGCUACAGGACUACAGCUGUCAUUUUCUAUCCCAAAGAGCCCUCAGUGGAACCAUUCGAUGUGCUGUUAUAUAUUGGAACGUGUGAAAAUCCCAACUACCUCGGACCCGCACCUCUGGAAGAAAUUGCUGAGCAGAUUGUGAAUGCUGUUGGUCCCAGCGGAAGAAACACAGAAUACCUUUUUGAACUCUGCAAUUCUCUCAGGGAUCUUGUACCAGAAGAUGUAGAUGAACAUGUUUUUACGUUAGAGAAAAUAGUAAAGAAACUCUUGGAACAACAACCGACGAAUAUUAAUUCCCUAUACAAAUCAAUGUGAUACCAGACACUCUUCAUCUACAGAGUAACUUUCAUUGAUGAUAAACGUAUACUUUAGAGAAAUUCUAUCUGGACUUCAAAUAUCAGUUUUCAUGUUUCAUUAAUGGCACUACUGUUAGUAAUCAGCAAAACAAUGUUUAUAGUUAUAUCUACAGGUAUCUACAGGGGUUUAAGGGAGCUUUGAAUUUUGGUAAAAUUUUAAAGAAUGCUUUUGUUCGUGUCUCAAAUACGAAGAAUUAUUUUAGGCCCCAUUUUAAGUUUGAAAGAAAACUUUACUGGUUUUAAGUUAUUUAGGGUUUUUUUUCCUAAUUUAUUUUUGCUUUUGUUUUGUUUUUGAAAACAUGUAGUUUUAGACUACAUCCUGCACUCAGGAAGACUAUGGAUGUAAUUCUAUGCAUUUACCCCUGAUCAAGGUGGGUCUAGCUCCCAGUGAUAAACAUGUAUAGGACUGAAUGUUUAUGUCAGUUUAGACCUGAAUCACACAAGCUCAAGAAAAAGGCCAGUGGAACUUGAGCACUAUAGUCCUAAUGGAGAAAUUCUGUGUAUACUUACUAAAGAGCAAGUUCCAUAGACGUAAGAUUAACUGAAUUUAAGGUAAACAUCCAUAUGAUUUCACUGUGAAUAGCAGUUAUUCCUAUGCAAGGACUGAGUCAUUUAUAAAGCUACAUUACAAAUGUUUUCAGAAGCUGCUUGUUUUAGGACUUGUGUAUCAUUUAGUUCAACACGAUGGAAAAUGUGGCCAGAAUCCUACUAGUGAUUUAUACUUGUAUAAGGGAAAUCACUUAAACUGUGGCAACAAAUUGCCACUCACUCACAGGUGCUAGUUUCUUUUCUGAAAAAAAUGUCCAAGAACACAACUAGGGGCUUAUUAAUGACCUUGAUUUUCCUUAUGAAAGCAUAAAUCACUACUACAAUCCUGGCCAGUAGUUUUCUCUAAGAACUAUAUACCCUUUUAGAAGAUAAGGAAAUGCUUCAGAAAGGAAAUGACACUUUGUUUUUAAGCUCUUCAGAAGCAACAAAUGGCUCAUGCCAAAGAUAUCAAAAUACAUUCUAAAACAAUUAAAAUGAAGGGUAUGACUUAGAUCUGUGGUAGCAAGAAUAUUCUGAAACUCCCAUCCUUAAUCACUAGACAUUUUCCAGAAAUAUUUUCUAUUUGAGAACCUAGUCUUCAAACUUUAUUACUAUCAAAACAGAAUUUUAAUCACCACCCACAUCAUUGCUAAUACGGCAAUUUUGCUGCUCUUUCUUCCCGACUAAUGUACAGACACUAUAGUGUCCAAGACCCCAUCAUGUACAAAUCUGGCCUGCUUCAGAUCUCAGUCACAGUUAGGACUGGAACAGACUAUAGUCUUGCAUAUAACUCUUUUUUCCCUCUGUGGCAGGAUUUCCUGUGUUUUCCUUCGUUAUUGACUUUACUAAUGGGCAAACUCCCCUUAAGUCACCUCGGUUUUGCUUUGUUCAUACGAUUUCCCUUUUAAACACUCACAGAGGAGUUCAGAUAAAAGAUUAGAAUUACCUAUCACUUUCCUCUGGCAAGGAUCAUCCUUUUGUGCCAUGGAAUAUAGGGGCUGUCCUUUCCCCUGUCUCCCAGAAUGAAUGGGGAGGCAGAGGAAACUACAAAUCCCAUGCUUCCUGUCUUCUCAAAAGUAAUUUUUCCAGAAAAAGAGAUGGAGGCAGCUG